AUGAGCAACGAGGAUUACGGUUACGACUACGACUAUCUGUUCAAGAUUGUGCUGAUUGGGGACUCCGGGGUCGGGAAGUCGAAUCUGCUGUCGCGUUUCACGACUAACGAGUUCAACAUCGAGUCGAAGUCCACGAUUGGUGUUGAGUUUGCGACGCGGACGAUCGAGGUUGAGGGGAAGAAGAUCAAGGCCCAGAUCUGGGACACCGCCGGACAGGAGCGGUACCGUGCGAUCACCUCCGCUUACUACAGGGGUGCUGUCGGAGCGCUGAUCGUGUACGACAUAAGUAAGUCCUCCACGUACGAGAACUGCAACCACUGGCUCACUGAGCUGCGUGAGAACGCGGACGAUAACGUUGCAGUCGGGUUGAUUGGGAACAAGUCCGAUCUUGCGCAUUUGAGGGCUGUCCCCACAGAUGAGGCGAAGAACUUCGCACAGGAGAACCAGUUGCUGUUUACGGAGACCAGUGCUCUAAACAGCGAGAACGUUGACCAGGCGUUCAGGGAACUCAUCACAGCGAUAUACCAGAUGGUCAGCAAGCACCAAGUGGACCUGGAUAACAGCAACGGCCAAGGCGCGGCCGGCGCGGGCAACGGCGCCCCCAGGGGACCCACCAUCAGUCUCACACCAACGCCCAACGAGAAAUCCAAGAAGAACAGUUCAAGUAACUGUUGUUAA
Huiozyma naganishii CBS 8797 is the source of this 678-nucleotide messenger RNA. It is a transcript of the gene YPT32, whose product is annotated as Rab family GTPase YPT32. NCBI's taxonomy places the organism in Eukaryota, Fungi, Ascomycota, Saccharomycetes, Saccharomycetales, Saccharomycetaceae. The transcript has a single exon. Bases 1 to 678 code for a protein of 225 amino acids. Gene Ontology annotation, biological process: exocytosis. Gene Ontology annotation, cellular component: recycling endosome. Gene Ontology annotation, molecular function: GTP binding; GTPase activity. The record is from RefSeq and is a predicted model, not a curated record.